Messenger RNA from Penicillium samsonianum, 3231 nucleotides. Its product is annotated as nuclear import receptor PSE1. The transcript has 7 exons. Gene Ontology annotation, molecular function: nuclear import signal receptor activity; small GTPase binding. Gene Ontology annotation, biological process: protein import into nucleus. Gene Ontology annotation, cellular component: cytoplasm; nucleus. NCBI's taxonomy places the organism in Eukaryota, Fungi, Ascomycota, Eurotiomycetes, Eurotiales, Aspergillaceae. Bases 1 to 3231 code for a protein of 1076 amino acids. The record is from RefSeq and is a predicted model, not a curated record.
AUGUCCCUCCUACCUCCCGAAAUCCACACCGCGCUUUCUCAGCUGCUCCGCGCCUUGAGCACACCUGACAAUGCCGUCAGAUCCCAGGCGGAAGACCAGCUUAACAAUGACUGGGUUCAGAACCGACCAGACGUCCUAUUGAUGGGAUUGGCUGAACAGCUUGGUGGUGCAGAGGACACAAUAGCGCGUGCUUUCUCCGCUGUGCUUUUCCGAAGAAUUGCAACAAAAACCCGAAAGGAUCCCGUCUCAGGUGACAGCAAGGAGAUUUUCUCGAGCCUUCCCAACGAGCAGCGAAUCGCCAUUCGUGAGAAGUUGGUGAUCUGCCUAACCAGUGAGACCGUCACCGAUGUACGCAAGAAGAUUGGAGACACACUGGCUGAGGUUGCUCGGCAAUACACCGAUAAUGACGAACAGUGGCCUGAACUCCUCGGUGUUCUCUUCCAGGCAAGCCAGAGCCCUGACUCCGGCCUGCGAGAAACCGCAUACCGUGUGUUCACGACCACCCCCGGUAUCAUUGAGAAGCAGCACGAAGACGCUGUGGUGGAGGUUUUUACCAAGGGUUUCAAGGACGAUAAUAUUUCCGUGCGGAUUUCUGCUAUGGAAGCCUUCGCUUCGUUGUUCCGGUCGAUCUCCAAAAAGUCCCAGCCCAAAUUCUUCGGCCUCAUGCCAGACCUUCUCAACAUCCUUCCUCCUCUCAAGGAGGCCUCUGAGAGCGAGGAGCUGUCCUCGGCACUGCUCGCCCUGAUCGAAUUAGCUGAAAUCAGCCCGAAAAUGUUCAAAGUUAUGUUCAACAACUUGGUUAAGUUCAGCAUUAGUGUCAUUGGCGACAAGGAGCUCAGUGACCAGGUGCGCCAGAACGCACUCGAAUUGAUGGCUACCUUUGCCGAUUACGCCCCAAAUAUGUGCAAGAAAGAGCCGGAGUUCGCACAGGAAAUGGUCACACAAUGUCUGAGUCUGAUGACUGAUGUCGGUGCGGAUGACGACGAUGCGGAGGAAUGGAACGCCUCUGAAGAUCUUGAGCCUGAAGAGAACGACCUUAACCACAUCGCUGGUGAACAGUGUAUGGAUCGUCUCGCCAACAAACUGGGUGGACAGGCCAUCCUUCAACCCGCGUUCUCUUGGAUUCCUCGCAUGAUGUCAUCUACCAACUGGCGCGACCGCCACGCUGCUUUGAUGGCCAUCUCCGCCAUCUCUGAGGGUUGUCGCGACCUGAUGGUCGGUGAGCUUGACCAGGUUCUAGCACUUGUUGUUCCUGCCCUCCAAGACGCCCACCCCCGAGUUCGCUACGCAGGCUGCAAUGCUCUUGGCCAAAUGAGUACCGACUUUGCCGGUACCAUGCAGGAGAAGUACCACGAGAUUGUCCUCACUAACAUCAUUCCCGUUCUCGCCUCUACCGAGCCGCGUGUGCAGUCCCACGCUGCCGCCGCUCUCGUCAACUUCUGCGAGGAGGCGGAGCGCAGCACCUUGGAGCCAUACCUUGGAAACCUUCUCAGCCAUCUCCUAGAUCUCUUGCGCAGCCCUAAGCGUUAUUUGCAGGAGCAGGCGUUGUCCACCAUUGCCACCAUUGCUGAUUCCGCCGAGGCUGCUUUCGAUCAGUAUUAUACUACUUUGAUGCCUCUUUUGCUCAAUGUCCUCAAGGAGGAACAGGGUAAGGAGUACCGCCUUCUACGUGCCAAGGCCAUGGAGUGUGCUACUCUGAUCGCACUGGCCGUUGGCAAGGAGAAGAUGGGUCAAGAUGCCCUGAACCUUGUGCAGAUUCUCGGCCACAUUCAACAAAACAUCGUCGACGCCGACGACCCACAGUCACAGUACCUCCUUCACUGCUGGGGUCGCAUGUGCCGCGUUCUGGGCCAAGACUUCGUGCCUUAUCUCCCCGGUGUUAUGCCGCCUCUUCUGACUGUUGCUGCCGCCAAGGCCGAUAUUCAGCUGCUGGAUGACGAGGAACAGAUCGAACAGGUUGAGCAGGAUGAUGGCUGGGAGCUGGUUCCGCUUAAAGGCAAGAUUAUCGGUAUCAAGACCAGUGCUCUUGAAGACAAGAACACCGCUAUCGAAUUGAUCACGAUUUACGCCCAAAUUCUCGAGGAGAACUUCGAGCCUUACGUCCUGGAAACCAUGGAGAAGAUCGCGGUCCCUGGUCUUGCCUUUUUCUUCCACGACCCCGUUCGAGUGUCAGCUGCCAAGCUGAUCCCCCAGCUGCUGAACUCCUACAAGAAGGCACACGGUGGCCAGUCGCCUGGUUUCGCUGAAAUGUGGAACAAGGUUGCAGAGAAGAUCAUCGAGGUUCUGAGCGCUGAGCCGACAGUUGACACGCUGGCUGAGAUGUACCAGUGCUUCUACGAGUCAGUAGAGGUGUCGACCCUUGAGGACUACCAGAUGCGCGUGAAGCAACGUUUGGAGGAGCAGGCCGAGCUCGAAGAUGGUGACGAGGAGAACCUGGACUUUGAGUACGCCGUGGAGGACGAUCAAAACCUAUUGAGCGAUAUGAACAAGGCAUUCCACACCAUCUUUAAGAACCAGGGCAACUCAUUCCUGCCAACCUGGCAGCAAUUGAUUCCAUUCUACGACGCUUUUAUCACAAGCCAAGACCCGACACAACGGCAGUGGGCUCUUUGCAUCAUGGAUGAUGUGCUUGAAUUCUGUGGCGAAGAGUCGUGGGCAUUCAAGGACCAUAUCAUGCAGCCUUUGGCUUCCGGUCUGCGAGAUGAGAAUGCCGCCAAUCGUCAGGCAGCGGCGUACGGAGUGGGUGUGGCCGCGCAGAAGGGUGGUGCCGCCUGGAGCGACUUUGUGGCAGCCAGCCUCCCCAGCUUGUUCCAGGUUACACAGCAUGCGCAAUCCCGCACAGAAGAGAAUGUGUUCGCGACCGAGAAUGCAUCUGCCAGUAUUGCCAAGGUCCUGCACUACAACCCCUCCAAGGUUCAGGCUCCCCAGGAUGUCGUGGCCAACUGGAUUGAGACUUUGCCCAUUACCUACGACGAGGAGGCUGCUCCCUAUGCCUAUUCCUUUAUUGCACAGUUGAUUGACCAGCAAAACCCGGCUGUCUUUGCCAAGGCUGACCGUGUCUUCGGUUUCAUCGUGCAGGCACUCGAGGCGGCUACCCUGCAGGGCCAGACCGCUGCCCGGGUGGCCACAUCCGCCAAGCAGCUGGUGGCAGUGACCGGCGCAAAUGCAGACCAGAUUCUGGCUUCUGUGGACCCGGCCAGCCAGGAAAGAGUGCGCAAGUUCUUCCAAUAA